Rotaria socialis is the source of this 252-nucleotide messenger RNA. The record is from the annotation of a GenBank genome assembly. NCBI's taxonomy places the organism in Eukaryota, Metazoa, Rotifera, Eurotatoria, Philodinida, Philodinidae.
AUGCCUCGAAAUAAAAUAUCGGAUAAUAUCAAAGGUAUCGUCAAAUAUAUUUUGGCCAAAAAGUAUUCAUACUAUGUGAUCCAGCAAGAACUAGCACGAAUGAAUUUGAGUGUACCAAAAAGCGCUAUCAGUCGUAUUGCUAAUAAGGUUGAAAAACAACGGCAAUUAUGCUUAUUGAAUAGUGAAAAACCAAAGUUUCAUCGUCGUCGUCAUAUAGCAACACCUUCCAUACUUCGUCGUAUUACAUCAUAA